Messenger RNA from Laccaria bicolor S238N-H82, 3168 nucleotides. RefSeq lists its product as uncharacterized. The record is from RefSeq and is a predicted model, not a curated record. Gene Ontology annotation, molecular function: protein binding. NCBI's taxonomy places the organism in Eukaryota, Fungi, Basidiomycota, Agaricomycetes, Agaricales, Hydnangiaceae. The coding region runs from base 1 to 3168 and encodes 1055 amino acids. The transcript has 10 exons.
AUGGCUGGCGCUAAAGCCCCAAAUCAAAGCACCACAAACUUCUCAAAGUCUUUCUCCUCACGUCGAGGAGCAACAUUGGCUAACAACUUGCCCCAUGAACUCCUCGUGCACAUUUUCGAAACGGCACAGAACACGUUACUCUCUUCGAAACACAUAUUCCGUUUUCCUCUCGUUCUUGGAGCCGUAUCGCAAUAUUGGCGUCAAGUGGCUUUUACAGCACCAAAGCUGUGGUUGAACGUGGAUAUUUCGCAUCCUCGGGAUUGGAUCGCUUUACAAGGUUACGUUGACAGGUCCAAGCACUACCCUAUCGAUUUGCACUUAUCUUAUGUCGAAACGUUCACGAAAGACCUGAUUUUUUUCGAUGCCGAGGCCACCCAGCUUAUAGCUAUCCUGCAACCCCAUUACAGCCGCUGUCGUUCUAUCAAAUUUCUCGGGACGUAUCCCAAUCCUGCUUCAGAAAUAGAGAUGAAGAAUAUUCUUAGAUCGAUAUCCAACAGCCAUCUCCCGAUUCUGAAGCGUUUUCUCGUGCAGUUACCUGAAAGGCUCAACAAUCGGAUAAGACUAGCAUUUAGAUGCGAGGCUCCGAACCUGACCAGUGUAUUUUUACGCGGUUUGGGUCUGAGUUACUGCCGCCCUCCUUUGAAUGCUGUCACCGAACUCCACCUAGCAGUGGAGAAUAAACUCAUCGACGACGACGACUUUUUCGAAAUUUUACAGGCCUGCGCCAAAUCAUUGAUCACGUUAUGUACCUACGACAAUUUGGUUCAACUUCAUGUGCCUGCCGGAAAUCACUCUAUUUCUAUGCCUUGCCUUCGGCAUCUACGCAUCUUUGGGACUAUGCAUAAAGUUUCUGAGCUGCUACUCUUGAUAUCCGCACCAGACCUCGAAGAACUCACCAUUGCUCCCAUCAUCUUGCGCGACCUCGCCACGCUUUUAUUAGAAUAUCCUAAUCAUCCUAAAUUUCCCGCAUUAAAGUCACUCACCCUCGCGCCAGCUCAUCGUGAUGCUAUGGGACGAGUUCCGAUAUAUGCGUCAGCAUGCUUCCCCGGAAUCGAAUUGCUCAUCCUUCCAACUUACCAUAAACCGUUUUUCAUGCCAUGGUCUUCCUCGAUGAACGAUGACGCUCCCACUGAGCCUCGUUGGCCACGGCUUCAUAGUCUCGCUGUGUGUGACGUUGGUGGCAAGAACAAUGAAAACGUGUUACUUGACCUUGUCGCGGAUCGCCAACGUUUAGCACUUGGUUAUGAACGAACCUGGCACGAACGUAAAACCCCGACUUUCUGCGAGGUCAGCCCAACGCCAACGAUGAGACCCAAGAUGAGAAAUGCUGCCAUACCGAACAUGAUGACAAGAGAACCAUCGCGUGGUGACAGCUACGUUUUGGAAUAUUCCUCGCUCUCAUCGAAAACAGUGUUGGUAUUGAACCCCUACGCUUUUCGAGUGGUUAAGAACAGAGAGAAUCCUGAAAAACGACCGCUGUCGCUCUACAUCGUACACCUCCUCGGACAUCUCUGGCCCAUCGUGUAUGAACGGCCCACGGAUGACUUGCGUGAUCACCAGGAAGUCGGGAAGCCGAAUGGGGAUGUUAAGAUCUUGUCGAUGGUGGUCGGCCCCUUGUCGCAUUUGGGGGUGGCAGAUGCCAUGGAGGAGGCAGACUGCCAGGAGACGCAGGCGUUUAAGUACCUGUCAACGUCAUCAACCGGUCAAUAUCAAUUUCGCAUGGCUAAUCCUUGUCAAUCUUCAUCCGUCGCGGUGGCUAAUCUCCUGGAUGACUCGGAAAUUACUAGAAACCUCUCAGACUUCAAGUUGGAGGUUUUUUUCUCGGAUGGCCAGCAAGCGGCUCCUGCCAACGAGUUGCCACCCGAACUCCUGGUGCACAUUUUUGAGAUUGCUCAGAACAUGCUACUCCCAUCAGAGCAUCUAUUUGGGCAAUUUCCCCUUGUACUUGGGGGUGUCUCGCACUACUGGCGUCAAGUGGCGUUUGGAGCGCCCAUGCUGUGGUUGAACGUGGAUAUCUCGCAUCCUCGAGAUCUCACUGUUUUACGAGCCUACCUCGACAGGUCCAAGGGCUACCCUAUUGAUUUGCACUUGACGUAUGAUGCGAAAGCAGAUCCUAUCAAUGCCGACCAGCUCAUCGGUAUCGUGCAACCCCAUUAUUUUCACUGUCGUUCCAUCAGACUCAACUCUGGCGCAUAUCCCCAAGCCGCCCCAGGGAUGGUUACUCGCUUCCUCAAAUCGAUGCGUGACGGUCAUUACCCCAUGCUACAGAGUUUUCUCGUCGAGGGUGAUGAAAUGCAUGAGACGUUUGAAUCAUGCGCAAUUUUAAACGACGCCCCGAACCUUACCGAUGUACGCUUAGGAGGCUUGGGUUUAAGCUACUGCCGACCUCCUCUCAAGGCCGUCACUAAGCUUCAUUUAGCAGUCACAAAUUGUGUUAUUCCCUACACCGACUUCUCCAAAAUGUUACAAUCCUGCGAAUCAUUGAUCACAUUGUGCAUCUACGACGAUUUGGUUGACCCAUGGCCAUCUGGUCAGCCAUUAGUCCAUAUACCUUCCCUCCGAUGCCUACGGAUCUUUGGAAACAUGACGGGUGUCUCUGAGUUCCUACUCUCCAUUUCUGUUCCAGAUCUGGAAGAGCUCACGAUCGCUCCCAUCGUCUCGGGCGACCUCGCCAUGCUUCAAGAGGAUAUUUCACACAAUACGCCAAGAUUUCCUGCUCUCAAGUCUCUAACCCUUGCACCCGCUCAUGCUUUUGCCAUGGAGCAAACUUUAGGCCCUGCGUCGAUGUGCUUUCCUGGAAUAGGGCUACUUAUUCUUCCCAAUUAUUAUAGUGAAUCUUUCUUAUUGUCCUUCAUGACAGACGAAGCUACCCCUUCGUGGCCGGGGCUUCACACCCUUGCCGUGCGUGACAUCGACGGCAGGUACAACCAAGAUGUAUUAUAUGAGUUCGUCGAGGAACGCCAACGUUUAGGAGUGCCCUUGGGCGCGUUAUACUUGGAUUCUUCAUCGAUACCAAGAAUAACUCGAAUGGAUUGGCUCAAGGGUCAGUUAUUGGUGGUGGAGGCGGAUCCUUGGCGGAUACAAUCUGGGGAUGCCUUCUAUAGUGAUGAACAAGAUCGGUUUGUAGGAUCAGGUGGAGAUAAUAUUAAUAUUUCCUGGUCGACAUGA